Messenger RNA from Solanum lycopersicum (tomato), 582 nucleotides. RefSeq lists its product as uncharacterized. Lineage: Eukaryota; Viridiplantae; Streptophyta; Magnoliopsida; Solanales; Solanaceae. The record is from RefSeq and is a predicted model, not a curated record.
AUGGAGGGCUUCAAAUUUAUUGGUCUUGACAAGGCUCCUGGUGUGGAUGGGUACAAUGCUACUUAUUUUAAAGAAGCAUGGCCAGUGAUUCAAGUUGAUGUUAUAGCAGUUGUGGAGGACUUCGUCGCAACAUGUACCAUGUAUAGACUUGUCAAGUGCACAACAAUUACUCUAGUUCCCAAAACAGCUCAACCUCAUAUUGAGCCUUUUGGUGCAGCAAGAGGGCUUAGACAAGGAGAUCAUAUGUCUCCGUAUUUAUUUGUCAUUGCCAUGGAAUAUCUUAGUAGAUGUUUGAAUGUGCUACGAGGGAAUAAGGGCUUCAAGUUUCAUCCUAAAUGUGCCAAACUGAAUAUUACUCAUUUAAGCUUUGCGGAUGACCUGAUGCAAGCUAAGUUGCUCACAAAAGAGAGGUUUCUGAAAUGGGGAGCCAAGGUUGGACUUGCUACUUGGAUGCAGAUGUCGUAUGACAUAGGUGGGGACUGGCAGCAACACCUUUUCUGGGUUCUAAAGAAUGCAAAGGGGAAAACAACAAGGGCUCAGAGUUUCAGAAUGGUGUAUGUUGAACUUAUCUAUGCAAUAUAG